Molecule: messenger RNA, 3897 nt
Organism: Mesorhabditis belari
Lineage: Eukaryota; Metazoa; Nematoda; Chromadorea; Rhabditida; Rhabditidae
Source: the annotation of a GenBank genome assembly
AUGAAAUUUAAAAGUAUCGACAAUAGGUUUGGCGAAGAAUAUAGUUGUUUCAAAGACAGUACAAGCAAUGUAAACCGAAUCUUAGCUCCACCGAAACUCGGCGAGAAUGAGGUGAUCGAGAUUGUAAAGGGAAAAUCGGCAACACUUUCUUGCGAGGAUUCUGGAGCGCCGAAUACUGAUCUCAAGUCGACAAUUUCAUGGAGUAUGCUUGGAUCUCCCCUCCCAUCAAACGUUCAAAUGCCAGCCGAAUCUCGAAAAGCUUUUGUGAUGGAGGUGAAUGAGCAAAAUGGGGGCACAUAUAUGUGCACUGUGGUCAACAAUGCGGGCACAUCACAGAAAAGCUUUCAGCUCAUCGUUUUGGAACCACCACAGUUCGUCGAGAAGCAAUUCGACCAGAAUGUGCAAGUCGUUCGGGACACUCAAAUGAGUCUGAAAUGUCUUGUAACUGGCCAACCACACCCCACCAUCACAUGGAGAAGAGACGGAGAGCCGAUCGCUCUCGACAGUGGAGUCAUCUUUUCAGACUCUUUCCAACGAAUUCUUCUUGAUUAUGAAAAGAUUCACAAAGGAGAUAAAGGACAAAGUCGUUACACUUGUCAUGCAUCGAAUCAAGCGGGAAUUGUGACCAGAGAUUUCUUCGUUACGACAGUCGCCCCACCAGAGAUCAAAGAUACUGACACGAAGACGAUUGUCGAGGUUCAAGAAGGGCACACAGCUACUCUUAAUUGCAAUGUUUCUGGAGAUGAUGUGGAUAUUCAAUGGAGGAAACAAGGAAGAAAUAUUCUGGAUAAUGAGGCCACUUUGUCGGAGGAUCGAUCUCGUUUGAUCAUCAUUGAUGCACAAAAGGAGCACGAGGAUGUGUACACUUGUACAGCAAAGAAUCAAGCUGGACAAGUGUCACGGGAUUUCGAGCUUGUCGUUUUAUCUCCACCGCGAGUCCGUGGUCCAUUGGUUGAAACGCUUGAAGUGGUUGAGGGUGAUGAUCUCACGUUGCAAUGUCAAUUUGAUGGAAAUCCCCCGCCAACAGUUUCUUGGACAAAAGACGGGAAAACUGUUCCAUCAGCUGCACAGUUAUUAAAUGAAAACGCAACUCUUGCCAUCAACAAAGCUGAAGCCGGUCAUGCUGGAGAGUUCAAAUGCGCAAUUAGGAACAAAGCCGGAGCUGCUGAGAAAACUUUUAAAGUUCAUGUGAUUGGGAAACCGGAAGUCGAUGGUUUAAUGGAUAAAGUUGAAGAAGUCGAGGUGAUCAUUGGUCGUCCAUUCACAUUCGCUUGUCCGGUGAGAGGCGGUGAUGUGGGAGUGGAGAGAAGUUGGACAAGACAUGCAUUGCCGGUUGUGAAUGGGGAGAAUAAUCUGCAAGUGAUGGCUGAUGGUGCUCAUCUUCAUUUAUCAGCUGCUAUGAAAGAAGAUGAGGGUACUUUCACAUGUAUUGCGAGGAAUAAAGCCGGAGAAUCACAGAAGAGCUACAAGUUGAAAGUUUUGGUCCCACCAACGAUCACGAAUAAAGGAGGAGAGUACAGUGUGAUCGAGAACAAUUCUUUGGUUCUCCCUUGUGAAGUCGAAGGAGAACCAAAUCCGAAAAUCGAAUGGAGAAAAGAUGGGCAUCCAAUCAAUACACUUGGCAAUACUUUCGGAAUUCUUAACGAUGGCCAACAAUUCAAGAUCAAUCGAGCUACUCCAAAACAUAAAGGCUCUUAUGCUUGCCACGCAUCGAACAAAGUCGGUUCAGCGGAGAUCAACUUUGAUGUAGAUGUAAUCACCAAACCCACAGUCGCAUCCGGAUUCAAAGAUCAAGUGGAGGUGGUCGAGGGAGAGACGGCACUCUUCAGAUGUCCCAUUGAAGCGAAUAACAAAGGGCAGAUCACAUGGCUCAAAGACUAUCAACCAAUCAAAAUCGAUGGCACCAAGUAUACGACUUCACAAGACAAUCGACGGCUUCAUUUGCACAACUCAACAGUGAAAGAUGAGUCUGGCUACUCAUGUCGAAUCAAGAAUGAUGCCGGUGAGACGAGAGCCGAUUAUAAACUUGUCGUUUUUGUGCCUCCAAAGAUCGUAAUGCUUGACAAGGAUAAAAACAGAACAGUGAUUGAAAACAAAACGGUAACACUCUCUUGUCCGGCUACAGGGAAACCCGAGCCAUCGAUUACUUGGUUUAAAGAUGGAGAGAGGCUUGACGUCAAGAACAUUAGUACAAUUGUUGCUACAGCGCAGCUAAUCAAGAAUGAGAUCAAGAUCACGAGAGUUAAUGCAAAAGACUCUGGUCGAUUCACUUGCGAGGCGAAAAACGUGGCUGGAGUCGACGAGCAAGACGUGGUUUUGUCAGUGAUGACUCCACCGAAAAUUGAACGAGAAGGAAUCCCGUCAGAUAUUGAAGAAGUAGCUGAUCGAACAGUGACCAUCUCUUGCCCAGUUUAUGGAAAACCCACUCCAACCGUCACUUGGCUCAAGAAUGGUCGUCCACUCAGCGAUCAACAGAAGAUCAAAACUUCAGCAAAUGGGCAAAAGCUUUAUUUCUUGAAAUUGGCGAAAGAUGAAGCUGAUAGAUACACUUGUAUUGCCAAGAAUCCAGCUGGGGAGGACAAGCGGGACUUUAAUGUGAAACUUCUGGAGGCUCCUUCAUUUGAUGGCCCAAAUCUCGUGCGACGAGUUCAAACAAACGAAGGUCGACCGAGCAUUUUAACCUGUCCAUCUAGUGGAUCUCCACCACCAACUAUCACCUGGCUCAAAGAUGGUGUCACAUUGGCAGCCGGUCCUCGUCACGUUUUUCUGGAUAAUGGACGACAAUUGCAGAUCAGCAACACGCAAGUGGAGGACCGUGCUCGAUAUACGUGCAUUGCGACGAAUAGUGUUGGAUCGGAUGACCUUGAGACGAGUCUCGAUGUAGUUAGCAUACCAAAGAUCUCCGGUGAAGCGCAUCAAAUAUUGGAAGUGGUGGAAAAUGAUCGACAAGAUCUUCAUUGUGAUGUAAAUGAAACCGAUUCGGGUGUAGAGAUCGAAUGGCAGAAGGCCGGGCAAACGAUUGGGCCAGAGCAAUUGCGAGAGAAUACCUUCUUACAGCUUCCCUCCUCGGGCCGCCGUCUUCACAUUUUAUCCGCUCGAGUCACCGAUGCAGGUCGAUACACUUGUGUGGUCAGAAAUCCGGCUGGUGAAGCUCGAAAGACAUUUGAGCUCAAAGUAUACGUACCCGCUUCGAUCAACGAGGCGAAUUCUUCUCCUGACAUGCAAACGAUUGUUCCUGGUAAACCGAUUACUAUCGAAUGCGAUGUUGAGGGAAAUCCACCACCACAGGUUGAAUGGUAUCACAAUGAGAAAAAACUGAAGUCCGCCGCGGGGGUCAGACUGAGCAAUAACAAUGAGACGUUGACAAUACAAGAGGCGACACUCACAUCGGGUGGUCGUUACACUUGCCGAGCCUCGAAUCGAGCUGGCAAUGCGAGCAAGGACUUUGUGAUCAAAAUGACUGGUCCCCCAGUUUUCGAUCAAGGAAUUGAAAGACUUGAUGUCGCUGCUGAGGAUUCAAUUGCUUUAACUUGUAUUGUUUCAUCUGGUGGCGGAAAUCUCACUGUGAAAUGGAUUGUCAAUGGGAAACCCGUAGAAAAUGGAGAGCUCAGUAGCACUGUUCAGAUCGACGAUCGAACAGUCAAGAUCACAAAGGCUCGUUUGAGUGAUGUGGGGCAGUAUGUGUGUGUGGCCACAAAUGAGGGUGGAGAGGCCAGAAAGACUUUCGAAUUGUCUGUCCUGGAAGCGCCUCGCUUUCUCGAUAUGACGAAUCGACACCCGGCAAUUGUUGUGGGAAGACCGUUGACGUUGGAUUGUUCAACCACUGGCACACCUAAGCCAACGAUUUUAUGGCUAAAAGUGGGUUUAUUUACUGAUCGAUCAGUUCAUCAAGUGGUU